Messenger RNA from Tripterygium wilfordii, 1254 nucleotides. RefSeq lists its product as uncharacterized. The transcript has 9 exons. The coding region runs from base 128 to 1054 and encodes 308 amino acids. The record is from RefSeq and is a predicted model, not a curated record. Lineage: Eukaryota; Viridiplantae; Streptophyta; Magnoliopsida; Celastrales; Celastraceae.
ACCCUGAUCAAACCUUAACCCGACCUACAAACAAUAUAGACACACAUAUAUAUAUAGAGAGAGAACCCGAAGGAGGAAUUUCGUCGAGCGGUUGGUGUGCGAGGCAGGACAGUACAGCGCAGUUGCUAUGAAGGCUAACAAGAGAACUCUUUUGACACUUCCCCAGAAAUGCAAGAGUAUACUGGCUUCGAACUGGAUAGGACACCUCAACACUGUUAAAGCUGACGCCAAGGGAAGCAAGGAGGACAUAUAUACUUCAAAGGUUAAGUAUAUACUCAAGAAGGGAAGGCCGUAUAUUUGGGUACCGGAAAAGGAAUUGCAUAAUGUGAAUACAGUCAUUGACGAGCGUGGUUCAUUUGCUGUGGCCAGUCCCUUUCCUGGACCUUUGGCAAAUUUACUUAAAUCAAUGAAAAUGUUGCCAGCUCGGAUUGCUCUAACUGGGGAUGUUGUGUGUCUUAAAGAAGACAAGGCUAAGUUAGCAACAGAAAGCCUUAAUAACAUCAUCCAGUCUGAACAGAGUGCAAUUAGUGAAUCCAGUUUUACGGUUUCUGGUGUCUUACGUUCAUCUAAUCUUAUUUCUACAUCUCGAAGUGAAAGCCUUAAGGAGCUACUUAAUGAAGAUGAAAAAUACACCAUUUAUAGGUUCAAUCUGAGUUCAUGCACAUUUGUUGAUGGCUAUGGAGGCACUCAUGAGGUAGACUUGGAACAUAUUGAAGCAUCUAAAGUUGACCCCUUAGCAACUUAUUCUGCAAUGCUAAUAGAUGGCAUCAAUCAAAGUGAUGCAAGACGUAGAGCCCUGACGCUUUUCUGUUUUGUAUACCUAAAUGCAAAUGCAAGAGAUGCAUAUAUGUUCUCUAUCGACCACAAGGGGUUUGAUGUUCUGGGGAAGGUUCCUAGUCAAGCGACAAAGGACGGGCUGGGUGAAUACCACUGGAAGGAAUUCAGGUUCAUUUUCAAAGAAGAGGCGCACGAUAUUGAAACUUUCUGCAGUCACCUCGUGGAGAUGGAGGAGGAGGCUGUCAAAAAAGUUUCAAGCUCCAGCGGUUUACAAUGAGCUUAGUUUUAACCCAACAGAGCGAAGGGCCUUCCAUUGUUCCAUCUUUUCAUAGUAUUCCUGUCAUCUUGUUUAGACCGAGUUAUCUUGCAUUUGUUUUGUUGAAACACAUAUCUUGUUGAAGUUAAUGGUAAGACAUUAGAAUUUGAAAUACAAGUAGAUAAUAUAGUAUAGAUGAUAUAAACAAAAAUUUCAUAUUC